AUGAAGCUUUUUCCGUCAUCGUUAGAUAGUCGCCUGAAAUGUUGCAUCGUCACUGAGGAUACAGAGCUAGGCAAGAAAUUAUCUGCACUUCUUUAUGCUGUCUCGGAAGCCAUUGAAAAGCAUUAUCUACAUGAUUUCUUUAUUUUAAUUUCAACUGAUGAAGCAGAUAACAUGGAUGAAGUGGUUGAAGCAUACACUCUUACUUUUACUUAUACUGAUGGCGGUAGAUUGCUUUUUCGUAGUCCAUCGCACGAAAUUGCGCUUUCAUGUGAAAAUGUCACUGAAUUGCGAAAGGAAGUCAUUGCCCUACUACACCGCUUAAAUGUUCUUAUGAAUAUACUAUCGCCAGUUCCGCAGAGCGCUUUUCCGUAUUUCAAGCUUACCUAUUAUACAAGCACUCCACAUAGUUAUGAACCAGCCGGUUUUAAGCCGUCAUCAACUACAUAUCGCUUCAAAAAUAUGACUUUCAUUUCAAAAAUAUCAGCUGGCACUUUCAGUACAAAAUUUCAGAGUUGCUCUGUGUGUCUGGAGUCCGUUUUCUUUGGGAGUGCAAAUGAACAGUAUGAACAGAAUGCUUCAAGGAUUGACAAGGAUGAACCACAAAUGCUGAAAGGAAUAAUCGGCGAAACUCCGAAGGGUAGACCGAAAAAAGACAGGCUGAUUGUUUGUGCUUAA
This is a messenger RNA of Brugia pahangi, 675 nucleotides long. The record is from the annotation of a GenBank genome assembly. NCBI's taxonomy places the organism in Eukaryota, Metazoa, Nematoda, Chromadorea, Rhabditida, Onchocercidae.